UUAUAAUAGUUUUUAUUUAGAUGAGCAUUCUACCGAAGAUGCUCGAAUCAUCAAAACUAGGUGUUACAUUAUGUUGUUAAUAGGAUCCUUUUUAUUUCCCGAAGGUAGUGGUUCUAGCAUGCAUAUUAUGUACUUACCUUUACUUAGACAUAUAGAUAGAAUAGGUAGUUAUAGUUGGGGAUCCGCAUGUCUAGCCUAUCUUUAUAGUUCUUUGUGCAAAAACUCCCACAAAGAUACUUCUACAUUUUCUGGAUGUGCUGUUUUGCUACAAGCAUGGGGAUGGUCAAGACUACCGUCUCUAGCACCGGUCAAUAACAACCCCUUCACUUUUCCAUAUGCAAAAAAAUGGUCGGCACGCGGUAUGAAUUACAAAAGAUGUCCGAGACACUGUAUUACUCAAUAUCGCAACCUGUUGGAUCACCUUCGACCGGCAGACUUCAUUUGGCGUCCAUACCUUAAUAUGGAUCAUGAGCAUCAGAUCAACCCUGAAGACGCAGCCGUAUGGACAACAUGCACACCGAUAAUACGGUUCACAACAGUGGAGCUGCACAACACCGAUCGUGUGAAGCUGCAGUUUGGUAUGGUCCAGAACAUCCCAGAUCCCCCAGCUAGCCUAGGAGAAUGGCAUAUGCGUAAAGUGAACGACCAAUGGAACUACAACCCUUGGCAAACCUUCACAAGAUCAGAGUGUCGCAAGUGGAAGCACCGUCAUGACCAUGUCUUAACUGACGCAGUCAUGCCAAAUGAGGUAAAACCAAGUCGUACUUAUAUGGCUUGGUAUAGAUCAGUUGGAUUUCAAUUCAUCGCCGAUGAUAUGUACCUCUACGACCCACGCCAGACAAGUUACACACAAGAAGGCUCAACAUCUAACCCCCAACAACAUUCUCAGCCCGGUUACUCACAACCACCUAUCCGACAAACUUUCCGUUCCACAAACACACAAACAUACAACCAAAACAUGCCAUUCACCCAACCCCAAAACCAAGAACAUCCCCCAUACCACCACCAACAAAUGGACCAUCAACCUUCGACCGAACAUCGCUUCGCACCCACACCAUCACCCUACCAAAGUCGCCUUACCCAAAACACUAACCGCCCCAUCACCUACCGUAGCCAAGAACUCCAAACAUCACAAUACCAAAACAUCCCACAACCAUAUCUCUUCCAAACACCCCCAACAACCUUUCCAACCUUUCCUAGACCCAUCAUUGUCACCCAUGUCCCCCUUCAACCGUCCUGGUCGCCCAUCCAUGAGUCAACCACACCCCAACUUCUCUGGCAUGGGUCAUGAGCUCAGCUACGCCGGUACACCAUCAUUGAAUACUGAAGACUAUGCUGAGUUGGCUGAAUACCUCAACGGAUCUUCUCCUGUAGGAGGUAAUGACGCUCCUGGACCAUCAGAUGAACAACCACCGGUGCAGAAUCGUCAACGUGGGUUAGGGCCAAGGGUUAGGGUAGCUAGGGGAUGUGGGACCGGAGGUCGGUUAGGUGAUCCCGGUCAUCACCAUUAGGAUUCAUUGUGUAAAAUCCAAAUUUUAUUAAUAUCAAUUCGUAUUAUGUCUAAUUUAUCUUUGUGUA
Molecule: messenger RNA, 1578 nt
Organism: Lathyrus oleraceus (garden pea)
Lineage: Eukaryota; Viridiplantae; Streptophyta; Magnoliopsida; Fabales; Fabaceae
Product: protein MAIN-LIKE 2-like
Exons: 3
Coding region: 71-1291 (406 amino acids)
Biological process (GO): meristem maintenance; meristem development
Source: RefSeq, a predicted model, not a curated record